This is a messenger RNA of Cooperia oncophora, 501 nucleotides long. The record is from the annotation of a GenBank genome assembly. NCBI's taxonomy places the organism in Eukaryota, Metazoa, Nematoda, Chromadorea, Rhabditida, Trichostrongylidae.
AUGGCAGCAAUGGUUGAGGCCGGCGCGAAUGAAAAACCGGUAAAGCCUGCGAAUUGCGGAACGAAAAAGAAAAGAAGAGAAGGUCAGCUCGAUAAGAUGCGCGAUGCAAGAGAUUCAAAGUGUCCGGUGAAAAAAGAUAAGCACGCAAAUAGUAUUGUCAUCGCAUGCGUGAAGAGGCUUCUACCGGUCGGCCUGAACGUCUUCGGAGGACGAGAAUUGGAUAUUGUACAACAAUCCAAAGACCGAUUCCUGCAGAAGGAAAACGAAGACAAAAUACGGGAAUUCAUCAAAGGAUUGCUUGAAAUUCCUAUCAAGACCGAUCCAACCGACAAAAAUGCCUGGCAGCUCUCGCUGUAUAGAAAGAUCGGCAAGAGUCAAAUGAGAGGGAAAAGCGAAAUGUCACAAGACGCAAUUAUUGAAAAGAUUUUCAAUAUGGGUCAAGUGUCCGCUAUCCUGCACACGGAUCUCAUUCGUGCCGAUUGUGCAAAGGUCAAGGCAUGA